Molecule: messenger RNA, 548 nt
Organism: Penicillium pulvis
Lineage: Eukaryota; Fungi; Ascomycota; Eurotiomycetes; Eurotiales; Aspergillaceae
Product: Dabb family protein
Exons: 2
Coding region: 49-363 (104 amino acids)
Source: RefSeq, a predicted model, not a curated record
UCUACCAGUCCCAGCUUCUACCGAACAUUUGCAUCCUCAUCCGCAAUUAUGGCACCCAUCGAGCGCAUCACCCUCUUCAAGAUCCCCAACGAGGCUGACCAGGACCGUCUGCUGGAGCAGUACAAGAUUCUUUCUAAGACCGCUACUAAGGACGGAAAGCCUUACAUCGUCUCCGCCGCCGUUGGCAAGUCCCUUCCCGAUCCUCGCAACCGCGGCUUCAACAUCUCCGUCAAGACUACUUUCGCCUCAAUGGAUGAUAUGAAGUACUACGACACCGAGUGCGAGGCUCACAAGGCACUCAAGGCUCUUGUGGGGCCGAUCAAGGAGGAUGUGAUGACUACUUUCUACGAGAACGUUCUUUAAACAGCUGAGCUGUAUGGUGGGGGGAAAGAUAUGAUGGGAUUGUACAUAGAUUCUCUAUUCCGAACAGGACUAAAAAAACAUGAUUCAUUCCGGAUGUACACUGCAUACAUCUAGUAUGCUUCCUGAGUCAAAGUUUGCAGUCCAAAGAGCCGAAGAAAAGUAAUAAAACAAAAGGAAAUAGGAAA